GACAGAGAGGGGAGGGAAAAGAGAGUCCAGGGAGGUCUUUGAUUAUGCUGACUGCUUUACUACGGCACAGAUAGUUUAUCGAUUGGAAUUUUUAAGUUCCCAUCCCUGUUAUUUGAAACUAGCCUGUUUGUUAUCUGGAGUGUUUGUAUCUGUUGUAUCUUCCGUGGUGAAACUAAUUCAACAUAUCUGCUUUGAACAUUUCUUUGUUCACUGUUAUUAAUUCACUACUCCUGUUCUCUGGCAGUCCUACGUUCAGCCGAGCUGCUUACUUCCUAUUUAUACAUUCACAAAAACUCUUACUGCUUGUCUUGGUAUUUUUUCUCAAAGUCAUCAAUUCUCUCUCUGAUGGAAUGUAUAGUCUUUCACUGAUGGAUCUUAAAAUCUUCCCUACUUUUCAAUUUAACAUUACCCCUGACUUUUUUUAAACCCCAGAUUUUCAUGGAAUCCCUCUUUCCAUUUGGGACAAUUCCUGCUGAGUGUGAUGGACCAUAUACCUAAAUAUCUCCCUGUUUUCAUCCACAGUAUACAGUUGUUACUAAUUCUGGAUUUUCUGUGUAUCCUUCUGUUUCCUUUUCUACAUCUUCUCGAAACACUUGUUUUCCUCUAACAUCUUGCCACAUUUCCUUUUGAUUUAUUAAACAUCCUGGAUUGAGUUCUCACCCCUCCUAUUUAGGGUGUAUAAAGUUGUAAAUGUUUGGAAAAUAGUCUACCUCUUCUACCAAUGUGCAUAGCCAUACAUUUUCCUGCACUAUAUUCUAUAGAAACAUAGAAAGCCUACAGCACAACGCAGGCCCUUUGGCCCACAAAGCUGUGUCGAACAUGUCCUUACCUUAGAACUACCUAGGCUUACCCAUAGCCCUCUAUUUUUCUAAGCUCCAUGUAGCCAUCCAGGAGUCUCUUAAAAGACCCUAUCGUAUCCACCUCCACCACCACUGCCGCCGGCAGCCCAUUCCAUGCACUCACCACUCUCUGCAUAAAAAACUUAUCCCUGACAUCUCCUCAGUAUCUGCUUCCAAGCACCUUAAAACUAUACCCUCUCGUGCUAGCCAUUUCAGCCUUGGGGAAAAAAGCCUCUGACUAUCCACAUGAUCAAUGCUUCUCAUUAUCUUGUGCACCUCUAUCAGGUCCCCUCUCAUCCUCCGUCACUGCAAGGAGAAAAGGCUGAGUUCAAUCAACCUAUUCUCAUAGAGCAUGCUCCCCAAUCCAGGCAACAUCCUUGUAAGUCUCCUCUGCGCCCUUUCUAUGGUUUCCAUGUCCAUAUCUGUCACUUCUUUUUCCAUCUCUUCAUCUGUCCAAGUCAAUCUGCAGACUCCUCCUUCCUCAACACUACCUGCCCCACCACCUAUCUUCGUGUCGUCUGCAAACUUGGCCAGAAAGCCAUCAGUUCGGUCACCCAAAUCAUACCGACCUCUGUGGAACAUCACUAGUCACAGGCAGCCCACCAGAAAAGGCUCCCUGUGUUCCCACUCUUUGCCUUCUGCCAGUCAGCCACUCUUCUAUCCAUGUUAGCAUCUCUCCUAUAAUAUCAUGGGCUCCUGUUUACUAGCCUCAUGUGUGGUUCCUUGUCUUCUUAAAAUCCAAGUAAGCAGCAUCCACUGACAAGAAACUCUGCAGAUCCUGGGACCAAUUGUUACAUGACUUUAAUGGGUAGGUUAAUAAGUUUGCCUUUGACACAAAGAUUGGAAAUGCAGACAGUGAAGAAGGUUGUUGAAGGAUACGGCGGGACAUGGAUCAGUUGCAGAUAUGAGUGGCGAAAUGGCAGAUGCAGUUUCAUCCAUGAGGUGCGAGGUGUUGCUCUUUGGGAGGUCAAAUACAAGGGGAAGGUGCACUUGAUCCCAGCUGAGAUGGAAGGAGCCAUGGAUACCUGCUACUACAACCAGACCAUCCCCUUCUUCUACAGAUCAGCCAACAAAAACUUGACUGACAAGUGGCGGACGAAGGACGUGCUGGUGGUUACCCUGGGCCUCUUGGUGUGUCUGAUAGUCAUACUGGCCAACACGCUGGUCAUCGCAGCCAUAGCCCUGAACCGCCGCUUCCACCAGCCCAUCUUCUACCUGCUGGCCAACCUGGCUGCUACGGACUUCUUCUCUGGUGUGGCCUACACGUACCUCAUGUUUCACACGGGCCCGCGCACCGCGGAGCUGACGGUGCAGACCUGGUUCCUGCGGCAGGGGCUGAUCGACACCAGCCUGACGGCCUCUGUCGCCAACCUGCUGGCCGUCGCUGUGGAGCGCCACCAGACCGUCUUCCAGAUGCAGCUGCACAGCAACAUGAGCAACCAGCGUGUGACCUUCCUCAUUGUCUGCAUUUGGGUCACCGCCAUCGUUAUGGGGCUCAUCCCCCAGAUGGGCUGGAACUGCGUGUGCAGCCUGGACACCUGCUCGCGGAUGGCUCCUCUCUACAGCCGCAGCUACCUGGUUUUCUGGGCCAUCUCCAACCUGGUGAUCUUCUGUGUCAUGCUGCUGGUGUACAUGCGAAUAUUCUGUUACGUCCAGCACAAAGUGCAGAGGAUGUCCCAGCACACGUUUCACUCCAGGCACAAGGAGACCAUGAUGAACCUCAUGAAGACUGUAGUCAUCAUUCUGAGUGCGUUUGUCAUCUGCUGGACGCCAGGGCUGGUGGUCUUGCUGUUGGACGGGGUGGACUGCAAGAAGUGCAACGUGCUGAUGGUGGAGAAGUAUUUCCUGCUGCUGGCGGAGCUCAACUCCCUGUUCAACCCGCUCCUCUACUCGUUCCGGGACAACGAGAUGCGGCAGACCUUCAAACACAUCCUGUGCCUCCCCUGGCGCAGGGACACCAGCUUCACCACCACCAGCAACCGGGCACAUAUCCUGAUGCAGAAAGUGCCCUCGCCAAACAUGAACACUGACUCACAGGGCGGUAACUCCAUUGUGUAGGCUGUACUGUCACAGUGGGAGGGCAGAGGUCAUUAAAGGUCAGGGGAAGGGGUUCAGGGGCUCAGAGACUGGUUACUGCUGAUACGAGGUAACGUCCUGCUGCCCUUGACUGAGGUGACACAAGUGGGUGGAAUGGCUCUCCCUGUCUCACCAGCAAAGAGGGGCCUGUCUGGAGAGUUCCCCACUGUCACCUGUGUCGUUUAUUCCACUACCGCUGACCCCUCGACCCCUCCUGAGCACCAGUUGUACGUCCGCAGUCCAUUACUAUGGAGACAUGCCCUGGAAGUCCCGUGGCUGGACCUCUCGCUCCCUUCAGGGAGUGCCCUUUGACCAGGCACCUGCCCUUCUUUGUGGCCCCAUACACUGUGGAUCAGUCACCUGAGGCCAGUGAUCGUGAGAUCUUACAAAUAUCAUCAACCCUUCCCCAUCCCUAAUUCCCUCUAUUUCUCUCCUCCUGACCCUUCCGCCCUUUCCCUUCCCCCCUCCCCUUCCCCCCUCCCCUUCCCCUUCCCCCUCCCCUUCCCCCUCUCCCUUCCCCUUCACCCCUCCCCUCCCCAUCCCCCUCCCCUUCCCCCCUCCCCCUCCCUUACCCCCCUCUCCCCUCCCCCUCCCCUUCCCCCUCCCCUUCCCCC
This is a messenger RNA of Mobula hypostoma (lesser devil ray), 3529 nucleotides long. RefSeq names its product lysophosphatidic acid receptor 2-like. Gene Ontology annotation, cellular component: cytoplasm; plasma membrane. Lineage: Eukaryota; Metazoa; Chordata; Chondrichthyes; Myliobatiformes; Myliobatidae. The transcript is spliced from 3 exons. The record is from RefSeq and is a predicted model, not a curated record. The coding region runs from base 1635 to 2897 and encodes 420 amino acids. Gene Ontology annotation, biological process: regulation of metabolic process; adenylate cyclase-activating G protein-coupled receptor signaling pathway. Gene Ontology annotation, molecular function: lysophosphatidic acid receptor activity.